AUAGACAUUACCAGAGGCUGCCUGAUGGUGAAGUGGUUAUUUAGUAAAUCUUUCUCCUUUAAGGUUUCCGUUAUCAGAGACCAUCUGAAAACACCAGCCUCGUUUUGUCUUUGGGGGUAGAUACUGGGUUUCAUCAAGUCAGCCCUGUUGGGUAAUAUUUCUGUCUGCCAGAUUUAGGGACAGGCCUCCGAUACUUUGAGUCACCUUUACAUGGAGCACAAAGAUGAUGAUGAUGAUGAUGUGUCUUUUGCCAAAUGGAUGAGCAGCUUCUGGGGUCACAGCUGGAUAGAGGAGGAAGAGAGAGGACUCCGGGACCGCCACGGAUCACAAGACGCCAGUUACAGGAAAACCUCCCUGCCCUGCCCAGAAAAAGGUCCUACUGAUCAAGAAGAUAAAAUUUCAGUUCAACAUGAGACUUGUUUGUUUCCUGUGCUUCCCAGAAUCAUGUCAUCUGACAGCCAUCCUAGGAGGCAUUCUUAUGAGGACCAGGGAGUCCGAAGCCGUACCCAUGUGCAGGAUUACAGAAAAUGCUCAGGGGAUGGGUCAUUCAAGGAGUCACUGGAAUCAAAAGGAAGAUCCCAUUCCAAAAUUCAGGCAUUUUCAGAGUCCUCUGAAGAGCAACUGUGCUUCAGAACCAAACGCUCUGUCUCUUUGGGACCUGAGAGCAGAAAGGAGAGAAAUGGGAGAGAAUGCUGGAGACUGGAGAUGAUGAGGUCUCGCAAGAAAGUGGAGGAAAGAAGGAGCUCUAGGAAGGAAGAACGCGAAGAAGCACACACGCCCGCCCUGCCUGAGAAAGGGCCCGAGUAGUCCUUUGCUGCCACACCAUGACUACAGAUGCUGCUGGGUUUCUGAGCCCCAGUCACCAGGCCCAGGAGUGGCGGCUGUCAGAGAGUGUCUGCAGAUGCUGAGUGACUCGAGGGGGUGGUUGGUUCAGCUCCUCCCCAAAACAGCUUACAUCAUACUCUGACUGCUUUUGAGAGCGUGAUCUGCUCUGUUGCCCUUCUAUGGGAAUAAAAAGAAUAAAAGGUAUUUUAAUAGAAUAAAGUAAUUCUUGAAAAUGUAAAGAUAGAUAUUUAAAGAGCCACCCACACAUGUUCACCAACCCUUCCUUCACGUCAGCCUGGCAAAUAAUCUGAAAUAAAAGUCAUUGGUGUGACUCUAAGUUUACUUCUUUGUAUAGAAGUAAUUAU
This is a messenger RNA of Camelus dromedarius (Arabian camel), 1190 nucleotides long. RefSeq names its product leukemia NUP98 fusion partner 1 (gene LNP1). The transcript is spliced from 4 exons. The record is from RefSeq and is a predicted model, not a curated record. The coding region runs from base 211 to 807 and encodes 198 amino acids. Lineage: Eukaryota; Metazoa; Chordata; Mammalia; Artiodactyla; Camelidae.